This is a messenger RNA of Monosiga brevicollis MX1, 1878 nucleotides long. RefSeq lists its product as uncharacterized. The transcript is spliced from 20 exons. The record is from RefSeq and is a predicted model, not a curated record. Gene Ontology annotation, biological process: ubiquitin-dependent protein catabolic process; protein polyubiquitination. Lineage: Eukaryota; Choanoflagellata; Craspedida; Salpingoecidae. The coding region runs from base 82 to 1878 and encodes 598 amino acids. Gene Ontology annotation, molecular function: ubiquitin protein ligase activity.
GUGGACGAAGCCGGAAAAUGGGCUGCUCACGCGCGUCGGCGUAACCUGCUUGACUUUUUGGACCUUGGACUCCAUGGCCCCAUGGCCAGCCCAGAUCUCGCUUUUUAUUGCCUCUGCCUUGCCCUCGAGGUGAUUAGCUGCAAAGCACAACGCAGUGCCGGCCGCCUACUGCUGUCCGAUUCGAUUGCCACUGACAUUGGGGUAUACUGGAACAUGGUUCAAGCACAAUUGUCGCCCCACGUCUUUAAGGCGCGCAUGGCAGCAUGGGUGGCGGCGCAAUCGGCCCCGGCACUAGAGGCCUUGACGUUUGCGAUCCGCGUAACCGUUAAUCGCCAAACCACCCACACCCUGGCGGCUGAAGUGGAUGCGCUCUUACAGUUGGGACAGCACAUUCGCAACCAGGUGCCCGCAGCCAACCUGGUGUGCGAGGCUUUUGCCCGACGCAUCAACAUCAAAGAAGCCUUUUAUGAAUACAUUGCCAUCAUCAAACGCGACCAGCACACCUACCUCAUUCCCUUUCGCACGGACUUUUUACAGCACAUGUUUCAUUCCAGUGCCGCAAAAGCUAAAACCAGCUAUCUGGCCUACCCCUUUAUCUUCCCAGCCUCCAUCAAACGCCAACUCCUACGUUUCCAAGCGGCCUUUGAGAUGUCACGUGAAUUUCAGAGGGCCUUUUACAACCACGCUCUCAGCCUUGAGCUUGACCGCGUCUAUCGUUGCGCUGAAAGACAGCGUCCCGCGCAGACGCCGCAAGAAAAAGCGUUGUCCUCACCAUACCUGGUGUUGACCGUGCGUCGCGGCCAUGAGACGCAGGACGUCUUUAAUUGCCUGGCACGGCAUCCUCAGAUGUAUCGGCGACCGCUGAAGGUCCGCUACAUUAGCUCGGGAGAACAAGGGUUGGACCUUGGUGGCUUGCAGAAGGAACUCCUAAAACAGGUGUGGGAGGAUGUCAGCAACCCCGAACAUGGCCUUUUUAUUAUGCACGAUGAUAGUCGCUUCCUGUGGUUUCAAACGAGCCUGCCAACAGUACCGGCACGCCAUUUUGAGCUAUGUGGCAUCUUGCUGGGCCUGGCCCUUUUCAACGGCAUUAUGUUAAAUCUACAUUUUCCGGCCGUCUUCUUCUCCCUCCUCCUUGGUCAUGAAACGGGCCUCGAGGACUUUGCCUCGCUGUUCCCGGUGCAAGCCCAGAGCCUGCAGAUGCUGUUGGAUUAUGAUGGGGAUGUCAGUGAAUGGACACAAACCUUUAGCAUUAUGCGAAAAACGCUCGAUGAGAGCUAUGAGGAGGUGGACAUUGUCCCAAAUGGCCGAAAUAUCGAGGUGACUAAUGCAAAUCGCCAGCAGUUUGUCGACGCUAUGGUGCAAUACUACUUGCACGAUGCCAUUGAGCACUGUCUCGAACCCUUUCGUCGUGGCUUUUUGGGCGUGUGCGGCUGCCCGAUGCUUUAUGUGCUCACUGCGGCCGAGCUGGAGUCCCUUUUGGUGGGCGCACGAACUUGGAACAUUGCCGAUUUGCGAGCCGGUGCUACCUACGAAGAUCAAUACACAGAGAAUCACCCGACUAUCGUGGACUUCUGGGAAGUGAUCUUUGGCAUGACCCAAGAGGAACAGCGCCAGUUUGUGGAGUUUGUUACUGAGUGUUUGCCUCAUGGCAGCCGCAUGACCAACGUGAUGACUGCCACAGGCUCAGAUCGAGAGCCAGUGGGUGGCUUGGGAUCUUUGCGCCUCUGUGUCCAGCGCAACGGACCUGACUCAGAUCGACUGCCCACAUCGCUGACCUGCUUUAAUCGGCUUUUGCUCCCUGAGUAUGACAACAUUGACAAACUUCGCAGUCGACUCUUGACGGCGAUUCAACACUCCAAGGGUUUUGGGCUAGUGUAG